GCUUUCGAACGCGUAGGGCGGGCGCGCGUCAUACGCUUGUCACCGCCUUACGCAAACUCAUUGAAAAUUUAAUUGAAUUUAGUAUCCACUUAUUAAUUUAACAAAAUAAUAAUAUGAAUCUGUAAAAUUAUAUAUAAUAAUAAGUUCGCAGAUAUUUGCCGGCGACCUAUAUAUAGGGGUCCAUAAACUGCAGUAACCGUUUACCAUCAGAUGGGCCGUAUGCUUCAUUUCCACCAUCAUGGCAAUAUGGAUAUCUUCAUGACAAUAUAUGCAGUAUGCAUCGCAGCUGUUGCGAGUGAUACUAUGCAACAGUGCGAGCGCCCGCUGUCGCACGCGCAGCCCGCCGAUUCACAUUAUCGAAUAGGAAUUGCCGGCGAACCAGACCUGUUCUUACCAGGGGAGCUAUAUACAGUUUCUUUACAAGGCUUAGACAAUGGACAGGGUCCGGCACCAUUCAUAGAGUUCACUAUAUGGGUGCAAAAUGAAGAUUCUGUAAAUACUGAACCUAAUGAUAGUUCUAGCUCUAAUGGGCCUGUGUUACCUCUGGGAGUUUUCCAACAAUAUGAUGCUCAAACUAAGCCGCACCCGUUUUGUAGGCCGGCUGUUAAUAACGCUACCGCACACCCCAAGACUGAGAUACGAGUAUUAUGGAAUGCGCCAUCGAAUGCUACGAACUCUUGCAUCUUGUUAUGUGCUCACGCAAAUCCAGCUGUGGGCUCCGGUAAUUGGUCAGUAUUAGCUCGGAAGAUAUGCCCUGCAACCACCGUUUCUAGUAGCUUUUCACGGCAACCGCACAUCGUGGAGCCUUGUUGUGCUUGCGACGAGGCUAAAUAUGAAGUAGUAUUUGAGGGUCUUUGGUCUCGCAAUACACACCCACGAGAUUUUCCACCUGAGGUAGCUCAAGCGCACUUCGGAGAUAUUAUAGGUGCUUCACAUACCGGCCAAUUUAGAGUAUGGCAAGAAGGCAGGGUAGCCAGUAAUGGGCUCCGAAAAUUGGCUGAAGAUGGAGUCACCACUUCGUUAGAGAAGGAACUGAAAGCUGAGAGCGACCAUAUUAGAACAAUAAUCAAAGCUCGUGGCAUAUCUUGGCAACAAGUCGCCAGAGGUGUCAACCCUAACACGUUUGCAGUAUUUCGUGUGGACGCCAAACAUCAUUUAAUCUCUCUAGCAUCGAAAUUAGCCCCGUCACCGGAUUGGAUUGUUGGUGUAUCGGCAUUGGAGCUAUGCAAUUCUAACUGUACCUGGAGCACUUCUGCAACUCUUCCUCUAUAUCCUUAUGAUGCGGGCACUGAUGAUGGACUUACUUAUACUGCCCGUCGCCAUCCCACGGUGCCGGCCGCGCCGGUACGUGCUCUGAGACCAGAUUGGCCUCGUGAUGUGCGCUCACCGUUCUUCAGUAGCAGCAAUGAAAUGCGACCCUUCGCUAGAUUACGUCUUACUCGGCUUCGGCUUUAUGAGAAAAUCUGCGGUGUUGCUGCCGCCGAGAUGAACAACGAGCAUGGCCAGGAGUCGCCUGCUAGCGGUAGCGCCUGCAUCACGCACGCUUGGGGCCAGUGGGGCCCGUGUAGCGUCACGUGCGGCCAGGGUUACGCCUCACGACAACGAAAUUACGUAUGGCCGGCUCGCGCGUACGCCGAGGCAUGCCGCGUACCACUCACCGAUCACAAACCAUGUAUCGGACCCAGAAUGCAUUGCAGAGCUAUAUCAGACUACGAGGCGGACCCAGCUGAGUCGACAGGACCAUGUGCGGUGUCGUCGUGGUCGGAGUGGUCGCCGUGCGAGGGCUGCGGUGUGCGAUCACGCACGCGCCACUACCUGCUGCCGCGCGCGUUCAAACACUGCAACGUUGGAUUCCGCGCAUCUACCGUUAUGAGUCAGGCUUUGCCUUGCGAGAUUGGUCCUUGUGAGAAACGGACUGCAACUUAUGUCAACGCUUCGGUCCUGGAUUGGUUCUUUAGGGACGAGACGCGUGGCGCGUGCAAGGUGACGCAGUGGGGUAACUGGUCACCGUGCUCGGAGCGCUGCGGCCGCGGGCGGCGCGUGCGGAACCGACUCUACCUGGUGCAGGCGCGUCUACAGCCACUCCUCACGCGCAUACUGAUAGCGCGCUGGCGGGGCACAUUCGCCUUUCUACAGAAUGUCAGUGCCCCACGGGAGAAUGUCACAGCUGAGGAUCUGGAGGUAGAGAGACUAGUUCAUGAACACUUAGAAAAAUGCCAGUUCACGUUGACUCAACAGGAAUCUCUCUGUGAUGGAGAAGACAUCACCUGUAAUCAGACUAUUACAUCGGCGGUGUGCUAUUUGCCGUUGUCGGUGGGACCAUGCCGCAGUUACAGCGAGCGCUGGUUCUACGACAUAGAGACCCACACCUGCGAGCCAUUCGGAUUCACCGGAUGUGGUGGCAACGCUAACAAUUUCCGUACCAGAGAACUCUGCCUGCGCGUCUGCGGGAACAUUACCAAAACUUACAUGACCCGAACUAACGUCAUCCAAAUUACUGCUACACAAUCUCCUGUUACUCAAUCUACUGUCACCCAAGCAACCCCAACUACUACUGCGAGUUCUCACACAGAAUUGAGCACAAAAAAGAAUAAAAUGCCAUCGUACGAAGAUAAUGAAGUGAUACAGAAUGAUGUGCCUACCCCUGAAGUAGAGGACGCGAAUUGCGAGACGGGUCCAUGGCUCGGUUGGAGCGACUGUAUCGGGGAUUGUGGCUUCGCUGUCGAACUCAACUAUCGAUUGGUUUUGCGCCGGGCUUCUGGAAAUGGAAAAGCUUGUCAUAAACUAAUGAAAAGCCGCGUCUGUCGUCCAGCGAAAUGUCAGAAGGACAACACCACCGACGACUCCACAUCUGUUCAUCUGAAUUAUGAAGAUGAUUAAUGUUUAAUCUUUAAGAUUUUGUGUCUAUAUUACCAAAACAUAUGUAAGUACAUUGUUAGAGGUUUUUCUUGUAGGUAUCGAAUUUAUCAGUACAAAGAAUU
Molecule: messenger RNA, 2981 nt
Organism: Achroia grisella
Lineage: Eukaryota; Metazoa; Arthropoda; Insecta; Lepidoptera; Pyralidae
Product: spondin-1-like
Exons: 17
Coding region: 211-2880 (889 amino acids)
Biological process (GO): cell adhesion
Cellular component (GO): extracellular matrix
Molecular function (GO): serine-type endopeptidase inhibitor activity
Source: RefSeq, a predicted model, not a curated record